CUGCCUCUCGUCUCCCAGGUCGUAUCCAGCUGUGGGGUCACGCCAUCGCUGUGGACUGGGCGGAGCCGGAGGUGGAGGUGGACGAAGACACGAUGGCGUCCGUGAAGAUCCUGUACGUCAGGAACCUGAUGCUGCAGACCACCGAGGAAACCAUCGAGAAGGAGUUCAACAACCUCAGACCCGGUGCGGUGGAGCGCGUGAAGAAGAUCAGAGAUUACGCCUUCGUGCAUUUCACUCAGAGAGAAGACGCCAUCAGCGCCAUGAACGCCCUCAACGGGAAGAUGGUGGACGGCUCUCCCAUCGAGGUGACUCUCGCUAAGCCUGUGGACAAAGACAGUUACGUCCGAUACACCCGAGGGACGGGAGGACGGGGGGCGUCUCUGCUGCAGACGGACUACACCGCCUACACCCUGGGACAGGUGUACGACCCCUCGGCGGCGUACCUCGGGCCCCCCGUGUUCUACGCCCCCCAGGCGUACGCCACCAUCCCGGGUCAGUUUCGCUUCCCGCCGGCAGCCAAAGUUCACGUUGGAGGUCGAGGUUUGAUCCGGACUCCGUCUGUCAGAGGGGCAGCGGGGGUGCGGGGGCUGGGGGGGCGGGGCUACCUGGCCUACGCACCCGCAGGUGUUGGGGGGGGCGGAGCCUGUUACGGACUGAAGGCGGAUAAACAGGCGGAGGAGAAACUGUACGACCUGCUGCCCGGCAUGGAGCUCACCCCCAUGAACCCAGGGAACAUGAAGGCUGCCGCCAUCAAGCCCGCCACCCAGGUGAGGGCCUGGAGGGGG
Messenger RNA from Notothenia coriiceps (black rockcod), 785 nucleotides. RefSeq names its product APOBEC1 complementation factor-like. The record is from RefSeq and is a predicted model, not a curated record. The annotation marks the transcript as partial. NCBI's taxonomy places the organism in Eukaryota, Metazoa, Chordata, Actinopteri, Perciformes, Nototheniidae. Gene Ontology annotation, molecular function: RNA binding. The transcript has 5 exons.